Procambarus clarkii (red swamp crayfish) is the source of this 1233-nucleotide messenger RNA. The record is from RefSeq and is a predicted model, not a curated record. NCBI's taxonomy places the organism in Eukaryota, Metazoa, Arthropoda, Malacostraca, Decapoda, Cambaridae.
AUGAAAUACCUGAAUCCUGCCUCAGUUCAAGGAAACACCACUUUCAAUUUAAAUGGACUUCACCCACAAAUCCAGGCAACCCUGGAAAGCCUUAAAACACAGGUAAAGCAGAGAACCCGUGGUAACCUUACAAAAACACACAGGGAGGCGCUACGCGCCCUUAAGGCUCGCCCAGACAUUAUAAUUAAACCCGCGGAUAAAGGCGGUACUGUAGUAGUCUGGAGAAAAACGAACUACACAAAGGAAAUGGUAAGGCACCUCUCAGACGAGACGACUUACCAAAAAAUACAGCAAGGCCACACAGCCCUGGAGAACGCCAGGACAAGGAGUAGAAACCUGGUCCUGAAAUUCUUUAACAAUAAACAAGCAAACUCAACAGGAUGUAUACUUAGCUCAGCAGCAAGAGACUAUUACCUUGCCUUUAAAGCAGAGCUUCCGAACCUAUACCUCCUUCCUAAGAUUCAUAAAGAUUUACACCCUCUUACAGGUACAUGGCAGGGCAGACCAGUCCUUAGCGGUUGCAAAGCACCAACUCGCCCAAUUGACUUGAUCUGCACAGCAUUACUAAACCCCCUUCUCUCUCUUUUAGAUGAACGCCUGAAAGACACAACUGAUCUUUUGCUGAAACUGAGGGAUUUGAAUGCAAGCAGAGGACCCGUCCCAGAGAACACGACCCUGUUCUCCCUUGACAUAGUCUCCCUCUACCCAAGCAUCCCCCAACGGGAGGCAGCGAGAUUGGUCUCGACGUACUUCGACGACCAUAAACACCUCAUACGCCAGCCCCUCAGAGACGCAGGAGUUUGGAGGCCCCCAUCAAGGGCACUCCUGGAGGAAGCGAUUCUGCAUGUCAUGAGGGAUACAGUUCUAUCCUUCGAUUCAGCAGCGUACAGACAAGUAAAGGGAACGGCAAUUGGAGCAUCAAGUAGUGUGGCUAUAGCGGAAAUCUUUGUUCACGUGGCCUUUGAGCACCAGAGAGCACUCCGCCCAGAUAAACCAGACGUGUACUUCCGUUAUAUUGAUGAUAUUUUCGGUAUAAUGACUGGACAAGACACACUCCUCCAGUCUUUAUACACCUGGACAAAUACAGCCCACGAAAAUCUGAAGUUCACCUUGGAGCAGAGUAAAACAGAGAUAAACUUCCUGGAUACGACAGUGUUCAUUGGCAGUGAGGACAGACUCCUUCACACGAAGGCCUACUACAAGCCCACGAACCUGCACACGUAUCUACGAUAA